AUGGGGCGACGCGAAGGCACCGCGGCACCGGCGCUGGGACCCCCCCGCGCUGUCCCCGCGGCGGAGCCCCCCGGUGCCUCGGCGUUCUGCUCCUGGCCGCCGCCGAGCUGCGAUGCGGUCCAGAAAGUUUUCCAGCUGCGGCGGCUCGGCCCCCUGGGCGGUGUCCCGGAGUCCCCGCGGGCAGGUGUUGAUCUCCAGGUUUGUACUUCUAGAAAUCCAACAUGCUGUACUAAAACGAUGGAAGAAAGGUAUCAGACUGCAGCAAAGCAAGAUAUACAGCAAGUGCUUCAAACAUCAAGUGCUGCAUUAAAAUUUUUAAUAUCUCGUAAUGCAGCUGCUUUUCAAGAAACCUUUGAAAUGCUUAUCAGACUGGUUGAGAAUUACACAAGCACACUUUUCUGCACUGCAUAUAGAAACAUGGCUGCUGAGGCUACUGUGCGUGUUCAGGAGUUUUUUGCUGAUGUUGGACUCUUCGUGUUUGGCACAGACAUUAGCACAGAGAAAUUUGUCAAUAGAUUUUUUGACACUCUGUUUCCAGUAGUCUACAACCACGUGAUUAACCCCGGUCUGACUGACAUUUCCCUGGAAUAUGCAGAGUGCCUCCGAAUGGCGAGAAGAGACAUCAGGCCCUUUGGCAACAUUCCCAAAAAGGCCAUAGGACAAAUGGGAAGAUCACUCUUAUCCAGCCGGACUUUCUUGCAGGCUCUGAAUUUGGGGAUUGAAGUGAUCAAUACAACAGAUCACCUGCAUUUCUCCAAAGACUGCAGCAGAGCUUUACUGAGAAUGCAGUAUUGCCCCCACUGCCAGGGAGUGAUGCUGAGCAAGCCCUGCAUGGGCUACUGCCUCAACAUCAUCCGGGGCUGCUUAGCCAGCAUAGCAGAAAUUGAUCUUCAUUGGCGGGGAUAUGUUCGGUCCCUGGAGGAGCUCUCAAGCGCCAUGAGUGGAACACACGACAUUGAGCACGUACUUCUCAACUUUCAUUCGCUUGUUAAUGAUGCUCUGGUACAGGCUCAUAUCCAUGGGCCAGAGUUAUCUGAGCAGGUGAAAAAGAUAUGUGGUCCUCCUGUAAGGAAGCCUACACAGUCUCCAGGUUGCUCCUUUGAUCAGAACAAAGAUAAUCAAGGGUUGAAGAUGUUCUCAAGAGACAGUGAAGAAAUGCUCACCAACAGAAGAAAGGAAUUUAUCAGCCACCUCCGGCUCUACAGAGCCUUUUAUGGUGGCCUGGCUGACCAGAUGUGCAGUAACGAGUUGGCAGCUGCAGAUGGGCUCCCGUGUUGGAAUGGAGAAGAUGUCGUAAAAAGCUAUACGCGUCGUGUGGUUGGCAGUGGAAUCAAAGCUCAGUCUGCAAAUCCAGAAGUAAAACUGAAGGGAACAGAUCCUGUAAUAAGUCGAAUUAUUGACAAGCUGAAACAUGUUAUUCAGCUGUUGCAGGGCAAAUCAUUUCCAAAAUAUGAUAAAUGGGAUCUCCAUCAAACAGGCAGCGGUGGAGGUGUAGAUGAACAAAUAAGUGGUGAUUGUGAUGAUGAAGAUGGCUGCGGAGGAUCUGGAAGUGGAGAAUUCAAAAGAGUCCUGAAAAUCACAGACUUCUGCCUUCUGUUGUGUUUGCUACAAAAUCGUUGCUCCGACAAUUUGGGAGGCUUCCAGUGGGCAUGUUAUAAUGUUCUGCUUUCUGCAAAGCCUGUCAUCCUCCAAAGAAGGAAGUAGAGAUAAUUAAUUGUUAUGUUGAACAACACAUACUAGGAGAAAGAAGAACCUAAUUUAAAUCUCCUCUAUUGGGAAAAGGACUGCUUAUUUUAAGGGAUGCCAGACAAGACGAACCUCAGUGACGUAAAGCAAAUCCAUCAAAUCAACAAUGGCAACACUUUAGACACAACUGGAACAGGAUGUACAACAAUGGCUAAUUAUAUAACAUUUAUGCUGA
Pipra filicauda (Wire-tailed manakin) is the source of this 1921-nucleotide messenger RNA. RefSeq names its product glypican 5 (gene GPC5). Gene Ontology annotation, cellular component: plasma membrane; extracellular region; cell surface. Lineage: Eukaryota; Metazoa; Chordata; Aves; Passeriformes; Pipridae. The record is from RefSeq and is a predicted model, not a curated record. Gene Ontology annotation, biological process: cell migration; positive regulation of canonical Wnt signaling pathway; regulation of protein localization to membrane. The transcript is spliced from 11 exons. The coding region runs from base 1 to 1704 and encodes 567 amino acids.